Messenger RNA from Aegilops tauschii subsp. strangulata, 822 nucleotides. Lineage: Eukaryota; Viridiplantae; Streptophyta; Magnoliopsida; Poales; Poaceae. The record is from RefSeq and is a predicted model, not a curated record.
AUGACAACCACAGGUGCCACCAUCGCCGGCCCGGCAAAAGCCGUGCAAGAUUUUCAUCCGCUCAUCGCACUUCACCACACCUCCAGGGAAUGGCAGCACCGUCCAAGUAGCCUCACACCGCCGCCGCCGCAGCACCUAGUCGACGUAGUCGCAAAGCCGAGGGUCGACGACCGGCCGCACGGAUGGCAAGGGGAAAACACGGCCACACCACCAACACCCAUCCUGGACAAAGAACCACAGCCACCCCACUCCUCCGGCAGAGUCCAGGACCGCCCACGACGGCCAUCGCCCACUCCAAGGGACGGCCUUGCAACAGCCCAGAUCCGCCUCACCACGAACUCCUGUGUCGGCACUACCCGGAGCGCACCGCCGUUCGCCGCACUGCACAGGGGUGACCGGCAGCUCGCUGCUCGCCAGAACUCCAUUCUGGCCAAGCCAUCUCAGCGCCGUCACCUGCCUGACCAUGAGCUCACGCCGCCGCCUCUGGACAUCACCGGCUCCACCAUAGCCGCGCCACCGCACUGCUGCCUGUCCCCGCCAGACCUGCCGCUCCACCAUGCCUCCAGCCGAGCUCCAGUCAACGCCCUUACAUCCGGCCAGAUUGGAUCUGGCCCGGCCCGAUCUUCACCGCGACGAGAAGCACCGCACUGGCCGCCAGCACCCACCACCGCAGCGCGCCGAGGCCGACCAGUGGGCUCCGCCGCCCCGCUCCGCCGCCUGCCUGCGCGCCUCGCCGAAUCACGGCGCGCCGGCCACCGAGCUCGCCGUCAAGUCGAGGAGAAGGAGAAGCCCCCCGCGGCCCCCUGCACCAGGAACGGGUGA